CUCCUCUCAGAGUUGUUCAGACUUGAGGAGGAAUGGCGGCUCCUCGGAGUGUCCUCAUCUCUCUCUCCGCUUUAUUUCUCUCUUUUUGUUUCUGUGGAGGAUCUACGAGCUCCGGCAGCAGGAGGACCAGCCCGGAGCGGUGCGGCUUCAAGGUGCCGUCUGUAGAUGGGAGUCGCAGGUUGCCGGUCACCUUCAGAGCUGACAACUGCUCCUUGAACUAUCCUCUGGGGAAACAUGUGAUCCAUGAGGUCAUCAACGUCUCCUUCAGUCAUCUGGCCUGUGAGGACCAGGCCGCCGUGGUGGUCCACUGGGCCGCCAGCCCACUAGGAAUCGAACACAUUAAAGGUUUCAGAGUUUAUCUGGAGGAUAAAAACCCUGAAGGGAAACAGUGUCAACACCUGAUCCUCAAAGAGCCUCGACAGCUCAACUUCUCCUACAGGAACACGAAGCUGAGCAGCCAGCCGUUCAGCGGUCUGACCUUUGACACUGACUUCAUGGUUCGAGUCGUUCCUUUCCCCACUCUGAUGAACGAGAGCUUCUUCCCUCCGUCCUUCCUCAGGACCAACUCGUGUGAAGUCCUGCUGGGAUCAGACAACCUGGUCUGUAAACCCUUCUGGAAGCCGAAGACCCUGAACGUGUCUCAGCUUGGCUCAAACCUCCACGUGACCUUUGACCUGGCGCCGGCCUCCUUCGGCUUCCACUUCUACUUCCUUUACUACAAGCUGAGGCAGGACGGACCCUUCAGACAGCAGCGCUGCAAACCGGACGUGAACCAGCUCAGAACGACAUGCAUCCUGCAGGACGUCACCCCAGGGACCUACACUGUGGAGCUGAGAGACGACAGCAACACGACGAGGAGGCAGACUCAGUACCACGUCAGCCAGGUCCACUCGCCGUGGGCGGGGCCUAUCCGGGCCAUGGCCAUCACGGUUCCUCUGGUCAUCAUGUCGGCCUUCGCCACGCUCUUCACCGUCAUGUGUCGCAAGAAGCAGCAAGAAAACAUCUACAGCCAGCUGGACGAGGAGAGCAGCGAGUCGUCCAAUCACAGCGCGGCGCUGAACGCCGAGCGGCCGUGGCCCCGCCCCAAAGUCUUCAUCUGCUACUCCAACAGAGACUGUCCCAAACACACCAGCGUCAUCCAGAGCUUCGCCUACUUCCUGCAGGACUUCUGCAGCUGUGAGGUGGUGUUGGACCUGUGGGAACACCUGGAGAUGUGCAGAGAAGGUCAGAUGUCGUGGCUCAGCAGACAGCUGGACGAAGCCAACUUCAUCAUCACCGUCUGCUCCAAAGGACUCCGAUACUACGUGGAGAAGAAGAGCCGCCGAGGGAAGACGCCGGUCAGUCGCCGUGGUAACAGCAGCAGCUCUCCGGUUGGUGGAUCCGGAGGCGACGUGUUCAUCGCCGUCGUGGCGAUGAUCGCCGAGAAACUGCGUCUGGCGAAGCAGAGCGAGGGGGGCGGAGCUACGGAGCUGAACCGCUACAUGACGGUUUACUUUGAUUAUUCAACAGAAAACGACAUCCCCACCAUGUUGAGUCUGGCUCCCAGGUUUAAGCUGAUGGACCAGCUGCCUCAGCUCUUCAGCCGGCUCCACUCCAGUCAGACCAGUUUGUCGGACCGAGACUCGCAGCCCCUCAACGUCUCCAGGAGGAACUACUUCAGGAGCCGCUCCGGGCGCUCGCUCUACGUCUCCAUCUGCAACAUGCACCAGCACAUCAGCCAGAACCCCGACUGGUUCGAGAAGCAGCUGGCUCCUUCAGGGUCCUCCUCGGCCCCCUCCUCCUCCAAACACCCUGCUCCCCCCGCCGCCUCGGCUCCCAGCCCGCCUCCCAAGACCCCCGGCCCCUCCUCCUUUGACUCUGGCCUGGUGCUGAACGAGGUGGUGAUGAACUCGCCGUCCCUGGAGGGUGGGGAGGCGGCGCCCAGGAGGAACAUGCUGCUGCUGGCCCCGGGCUCCAGCCGCAGCCUCAACCAGGGCCCCAGCCACAGUCCUAGUCCCAGUCCUGGUCCCUGCCCCAGUCCUGGUCUCUGCCCCAGUCCUGGUCUCUGCCCCAGUCCUGGUCUCUGCCCUAGUCCUGGUCUCUGUCCCAGUCCUGGUCUCUGUCCCAGUCCAGGCUUGCCACACUGCUCCCUGUCCACGCUGGGACCCACUUCAAGGUCGACUUCUGGAAUAUCUGGACUCUCCCCUGAAGAGUCCUCCUCCUCCUCCUCCUCCUCCUCCUCCUCUGCUCCCUCCAUCCUGCAGGAGGUGGCGUGUGUCGACAUCACGCAGCCAGAAGAGGAGCGUCUCUCUCCUCCGGAGCUCCCGCCGCCUCGUGAUUCGGGGAUCUACGACUCGUCGGUCCCGUCCUCGGAGCUCUCCAUCCCCCUGAUGGAGGGACUGUCCCACGACCAGGCCGACUCCUCCUCCCUGGCAGACAGCGAGUCCUCCUCCUCCGGGCUGGGUGACGAGGAGCCGCCGGUGGUCACGUCGCUCCGCUGCAGCGCCGCCACCGUCUGUAAAGCUGAGCUGCACCACCACCACCACCUGGAGCACAGCGACGGACUCAAACCUGUGGCCUCGUUGUAGAGGAGGGGGGAGGGGGACCAGCCUGGUGAUGUCAUCACAGGGUCAAACAUGGACCUGAAUCCUCGUGAGGGAAAAAACUGGAAUGACUUAAGAGAGACUGGUGGUUAAUCUGUGGAUAUAACUGAGCUCUGAACCUCCUGAACAGUUCCAGAUCAGAAGUCUCGGACCCGUUCAGACUCAGAAAGGGUCUCGGUUGAUUGACAGCUGACUCCUGCAGGACUUGAUGUUCGGGCACUUUUUGAUGCAGAAAAGCAACAAACAUCUGACGGACCGAAGCAGCUUCAGAGGUUUCUGCUGAAUGCACCAACAAUGUGGCACCACUUCAUCUCGGAGGACUACUUUCUGUAUUCUUCAACAUUUAGGACAACCACGUUCACACUAACUACUUUGGGGAAAACCACAUAUGCAUCAAUGAAUGUCGUCCUUUAAAAAGUGCUAUUUUUUCAUUAGAGGUGCCUUUUUAUAUCAGGAGGAGCAUUUUUCAUUAUAAAGGAGAAACCUUUUAUCAAUAAUCAUGGGAUUUUAACAAGCACGUUUUAACUAGAGCCUGACCAAUAUGUGAUUUUUUGAGAUUGAUGCUGAUUUUAGAGGGAAAAUUCACUUAUAACCUCUAUGGGGCCGAUAUAGUCAUUCUUUGAGCUGGAAUGAAAAUAGACCUUUUUUGUGCAGAUUGCAGAAAUGUUUCCCCUCUCUGCAAAUGUAUCCAAAGAGCUACUUUCUCAAACAUAACACAUAUAAUAUUUUUUAACAUUAUUAUACAGUAUACAAACAAUGUAUGUCAUUGAAAGCCAAUUCUAGAAAUGAUAACUGAGAAAAUAAAGAAUAAACAGGAAUAAAAUAAAUGGCUAAAUAAACCUAAUUAAGAUUAAGAGCAAACACCCUUUCAAAAUCAACAUUUUCUGCAUAUACAGUCAUGGAAAAAAAUAUUAGACCCUUGUUUUCUCUCAUUUCGUGCUCAUUUUAAUGUCUGGUACAACUAAAGGUACAUUUAUUUAUAAUAUAAAAUGAUAACAAAAAUAUUUGAUAAGAGUUUAAUUUAAGAGCUGAUAUCUAGACAU
This is a messenger RNA of Centropristis striata (black sea bass), 3625 nucleotides long. It is a transcript of the gene il17rd, whose product is annotated as interleukin 17 receptor D. The record is from RefSeq and is a predicted model, not a curated record. The coding region runs from base 33 to 2567 and encodes 844 amino acids. The transcript has 16 exons. Gene Ontology annotation, molecular function: interleukin-17 receptor activity. NCBI's taxonomy places the organism in Eukaryota, Metazoa, Chordata, Actinopteri, Perciformes, Serranidae.